Messenger RNA from Echinococcus granulosus, 261 nucleotides. RefSeq lists its product as hypothetical. Bases 1 to 261 code for a protein of 86 amino acids. The transcript has 2 exons. The record is from RefSeq and is a predicted model, not a curated record. NCBI's taxonomy places the organism in Eukaryota, Metazoa, Platyhelminthes, Cestoda, Cyclophyllidea, Taeniidae.
AUGGAUCCAAGUCAAAGUGCAUUCAAUUCAAAUGUUGCGAUUACAAACUGGGGGAAAGGAAGCAACCGAAUAUUGAUGGAAGAAAAGCUAUUGAGAUUUUCUACCCAAAUUGCCCAAAAGUCCAUUGACUUCCCCUUGAGAAUUGCCUCUUUUUUGCCCAUACCUUCUGUUAUCAGUCUCUUGGUAAUUAUUGCUUUGGAGCCAACAGUUUUAUUUGAAAUAAGAUCCAAAGUUAGUGCUGAAAAAAAGAGCUUUUAUUGA